This is a messenger RNA of Colletotrichum karsti, 348 nucleotides long. RefSeq lists its product as uncharacterized. The record is from RefSeq and is a predicted model, not a curated record. Bases 1 to 348 code for a protein of 115 amino acids. NCBI's taxonomy places the organism in Eukaryota, Fungi, Ascomycota, Sordariomycetes, Glomerellales, Glomerellaceae. The transcript has a single exon.
AUGGCCAAUACCAAGUCUGCCGUGAUGGACUCCUCGUCGGCAUCGCCCUCCGAAGUGCCUGCGCGACCCGAUACAGUGGUCGAUUCGAAGCCAACCGCAACAGGCUCCUCUUCAGCUGCCUCCGAAAACGACCAGCCAAAGCCAGAGGAGGUGGUAUUCAAGGGUCCCAUGAUCGACCUCGUUAUCAGGAUCCGCGAUCUUGCCCACCGGAAUCCCAACGACGCGCUCGCCAUCAGCGGCCUGGAGUCUCUGGCCCGUGGAAUUCAGUCCCUUCAAGAUGAAGCUGACAGGUGCGAGAAGAAGCCGAACUCCGACUCUCCGCUUUCGAGCCGGGAUGGAACGAACUAA